This is a messenger RNA of Mercurialis annua (annual mercury), 3376 nucleotides long. RefSeq lists its product as uncharacterized. Gene Ontology annotation, cellular component: intracellular membrane-bounded organelle. Bases 164 to 3148 code for a protein of 994 amino acids. The record is from RefSeq and is a predicted model, not a curated record. Lineage: Eukaryota; Viridiplantae; Streptophyta; Magnoliopsida; Malpighiales; Euphorbiaceae. The transcript has 5 exons. Gene Ontology annotation, molecular function: phosphatidylinositol phosphate binding.
UCUGGUUGUUGUGUGAUUGUAAACAAAGAAUGGGACGUAAUUGCAACUCUGAUUAACUUCAAUUGAAAAAGUAAAAUAUUCAAUCUUUCACUUAAAUAUACAAUUCUUAAACAAAGUUGCGAUUGUUUUUUUUCAUUUUUUCCCAAUAACAAAAAUCAAAUAGAUGAUAAAUGGGAAGGGCCCCGCCUCUCCCGACCCGUUCGAUCUAAAGAACACCAGCGGAGGCGGUGGGGAUCAUGCAUCGCCGGGAUCUUUAUCGCGGUACUCCUCUUGCGGCGAGGAAUCGGAGUUUGAGAGGUAUUGUAGUGCAAAUUCAAUUAUGGGUACGCCCAGCUUUUGCAGUACUUCUUUAGGAGCUUUAAAUGAUCGUAUAGAAACUGAGUUUGGGUCUUUGAAAAGUUUAGAUAAUUUUACUUUGGGAGGGAAGUUAUUAAAUUUGGAGAAGAAAAUUUCUAGUUAUCAUGAUGAGAUUGCUAAUGGUAGCUACAGGCAAGAGGGUGUUAGAGACUUAGAUGAUUCAAAUUUGUUUUCGGAUUUCGAUGGGAGAGAGGAUGAUGAAAUGUCGUCUAGGUAUGAUAAUGAUGAUGACGAGGAGGAGGAUGAUUCUAUGUACGGCUGUGAUUCUGAUGAUGGGACUAGGAAUAGUUUGGAUGCUCACAGGACUUUGAUAUAUGGCUUAGAAGAAAAAGUUAGGGCCGUGAAUGAGAAUCCGUUGCUUGUUAAUUCGUCUGUAGCGUUUGGUUUGGAUGAUUGGGAUGAUUUUGAGCAGGAAACAGUGGGUGGUACUCUUGCUUCUUUGACUUUGGCUAAUGAGCCUGAAACUGAAACGCACCAUUUUAAUUCCACAGCCACAGCAUCUUUAGGUUUACCUGUUGUUGAUAACGUCAUUUUAGAACCUGCUUGCGUCAUGCAGGUUGAUGGCAACGAUUUGGUGGGAGAAUCCAAUAAUACUUUUCAUAGUAGUUCUCAGAAUUCUGAAGUGAAGCAAGCAGAAAAAGUGAGAGAUCUCCCUGAAGCUGAGAAAUGUCCACUUCGAGGAAUUCAGCAAUUGGCUAAUGAUAGCGGAAGUAUCUCAACCACAUCACAUCACAUGCCAAGUUUAUGUAGAUUAGAGCAAGAAGAUGUAAGAAACAUUUCUGUUACCUGCAAUAUAGUUCAAGAAGCUAAUGACACUACUGAUCAUUCUAAGACUUGUUCUGAUAGUGAUUUCUUUCAGAUGGCGCCAGAUCCUUGUGUAGAAAGAAAUUUAAUGGGUUCAGAAUCAAACAUCUUAGAUUACAGUAUGGAAAGGGAGUCUCUCUGUAUGAAAACAGAGCAAAGCAUUCGUGCUGAUGACAGCAAAAUUGUUCAAAACCAAGAGACUGGGAAUUUAGAAGUAGAACUAAAAGUUAAUUCAACUCAGUUGUUGCUUGAACCUCACAGGAGCAAAAUGUUAAAAAAUAAUACCCGUACUUCUAAUGCUCUUUUUGAAGACAGGCCUGCACCAAUUAAGGCAGAGAAAGUUGAGCUCGGUGAUUUUUAUGAUGAGAUUGUCAAUGAAAUGGAAGAAAUUUUACUUGAUUCAAGUGAAUCUCCAGGUGCUAGGUUCCCUCAGGUUAAUCGCAUGUCUCAAAAACAUCUAUCAUCGCCUUUAAGAGAUGGUGGCUCCUCUGCUUCCACUUCUGGUGCAGACGAUACUUUCUCAUUAAUCUCACAGCCGCUAAGAAUAGAUGGGAUUGAAGUAGUGGGUGCCAAGCAGAAGAAAGGAGAGAUUUCACUCAGUGAAAGAUUGGUUGGAGUAAAGGAAUAUACCGUGUAUAGAAUAAGAAUUUGGAGUGGCAAGGAUCAAUGGGAGGUUGAGCGUAGGUAUCGUGAUUUCUUUACACUCUAUCGCCGGCUGAAAUUAUUGUUCGCUGACCAGGGUUGGACCUUUCCUCAUCCAUGGUCCUCUGUGGAAAAGGAAUCGAGAAAAAUAUUCGGGAAUGCAUCUCCAGAUGUUGUGUCUGAAAGAAGUGUUCUUAUUCAGGACUGCUUGCAUUCUAUUAUCCACUCCGGCUAUUUUUCAAGUCCCCCGAGUGCAUUGUUUUGGUUUUUAUGUCCUCAAGAUUCAGUUCCUAGUUCCCCUGCAUCCCAAAAACAAGUGCCUUGGUCUGUAUUCUCUAAUAGAGAACCUGAACCAGCAAAUAUCUCCUCUAUGGGAAAGACAAUAUCACUUAUUGUUGAAAAUAGGCCUUACAAAUCUAUGAAACAAUUGCUAGAAGCACAACAUUAUAUCUGUGCUGGAUGCCACAAGCAUUUUGAUGAUGGGAUGACACUAAUGCAAGACUUUGUACAAGCACUAGGAUGGGGAAAGCCUCGACUUUGCGAAUACACUGGUCAGUUGUUCUGUUCUUCAUGCCAUACAAAUGAAAGUGCAGUUUUGCCAGCAAGAGUUCUGCAUUAUUGGGAUUUUACUCCAUAUCCAGUCUCUCAAUUGGCCAAGUCAUACCUAGAUUCCAUACACGAGCAGCCAAUGCUUUGCGUUAGUGCAGUUAAUCCUUUCCUAUUCUCAAAGGUCCCAGCUCUUCACCACAUCAUGAGUGUCAGGAAAAAGAUAGGAGCUAUGCUUUCCUAUAUCCGCUGCCCAUUCCGCAGGACCAUCAACAAAGGACUUGGCUCUCGUAGAUAUCUCCUUCAGAGCAAUGACUUUUUUGCACUUAAAGAUCUUAUUGAUCUCUCAAAGGGACCUUUUGCAGCACUGCCUGUGAAGGUGGAGACUGUAUCAAGAAAAAUUAUGGAGCAUAUAACCGAUCAAUGCCUGGUAUGCUGUGAUGUUGGAAUUCCCUGCAAUGCCCGACAAGCUUGUGAUGAUCCAUCUUCGCUCAUUUUCCCCUUUCAGGAAGGUGAGAUUGAAAAGUGUACGUCUUGUGGAUCUGUAUUCCACAAGUCUUGUUUUAAAAAGCUCACACACUGCUCGUGUGGGUCAGUCAUUGGAGAAGACAAUACCACGGGAGCCACUAAAACCCUGAGCCGUAAGGCUAGUGAGUUGUUGGGAAGAAGCUCGAGCUCUGUUCUGUCUAUGGGAUUGAUCUCUGGACUAUUUUCAAGAGUAAAGUCGGACAAAAUAAAUGAUAAUAAGGACGGGGACACUGUUAUUUUGAUGGGUUCUAUGCCAAAUACUACACUUUGAUCGCCUGUGUUGUAAUGUGCCAUUUGUAUAUUAUCUUGAUGUUUGUACCCGGUCACCUUUAGGUGCCUACGCCAUUGUAGCAAUGAGUUUUGAGGCUUAGUUAAUUAUUUUUUUUCUUUUACCACCCCAUUUUUUGGUGGUGUAUUAUUUGUAGAUAAAUGAUUUAAUGACAUUAAUAAUCUUUGUUGUUUUAGCUCAUUAAUGAAUUUUACCGUCAUGUUUCCUUUA